GCAGUGCGUUCAGUACCCAUUUUACGUUAGCCAAUCACCGUUACUGUUACGAAACGGUUAAUCGAACGAACCGUUUUGGCGCUAACGUUUAAAGAUGGCGGACAGGAGAAUAAUAUCAGCGAUUUUGUUAGAAGAAUUGGCGGAAGAUGACUUAUUUACGCAAUUUAAUUCUAAUCAAACAUUGGCAAUGGAUGUCAUGAAUGUUUCUCUAAAUGCUGUUUCAUUGGUUUUGUCCAGCAGAAGUGAUCCAGUACGUGUUGAAGGUUAUGUGCCUGAGGUUGUUUCAAUAUACUCUGAUUUGGAGUUCAAAUCCCAUUUUAGAAUGCAGAGAUCAACAUUUGAGAUGUUAUGCACUGAAGUUGCGCCCGAGUUUCCUAGAGAGCGUUCAAUUAACCUGGAAACAAAGAUGUUAGCCACCCUGUGGUUACUAGGAACGCAAGAAUGUUACAGAAGUGUGGGAGACAGAUUUGGUAUGAGUAAAGGCACGUUACACCUCAUUGUCCAACAAGUUUGUAGAGUGAUUUCGGAUAUGAGGGAAACCUACAUAAGAAUGCCAAGGACAAGACAGGAAAUGGAAAGGGUAGAGAAAGGCUUUAGGGAAAAGUGUGGAAUGCCAGGAGUUGUAGGUGCCAUUGAUGGUACACAUAUAGCCAUACCAGGGCCGUCUGAGCACAGGUCAUCCUAUAUCAACAGGAAAGGGUAUCAAAGUAUGCAACUACAAGUUGUGUGUGACAGCCAACUGAAGUUCUUGGAUACCUACACUGGCUGGCCUGGAUCUGUGCAUGAUGCAAGGGUAUACAGAAACAGCCCCAUAUCAGAAACAGUAUCCAACCUACCUCAUGACAAACACCUUCUUGGAGAUUCAGCCUACCCAUUAAAAGUCAACAUGUUAGUUCCGUUUAGAGAUAAUGGACAUCUAAACAGAGUGGAAAAAAAGUUUAACAAAGUACACUCCUCCACUAGGGUGGAUGUUGAAAGAGCAAUUGGACUGCUCAAGUGUAAAUUCAGGAGAUUGAAACACCUGGAUAUGUUAAUGGUGGAGGAAAUCCCUGUUACUAUCACUUCAUGCUGCGUUCUCCACAACUACAUAUUGGAGAAUGAUUGUGAUGACUCUGAGGAGUCUGUUGAUGAUUUCAGUGGUGGGGACGCGGAUAUUGACCAGACUGACAAUAUGGAAAAUGUUAGUGGCCAGGCUGCACAAAAGAGGCAGCAUGUAGCAAAUCUGUUAUAAUGUUAUUAUUGGAAAGUGUCUGCUGAAAUUGAAAAUUGCUUUGCUGUAUCAACUUACAUGAAAGUUAUUGUAUGAAUUAUCCAAUAAUUGUGCAAUAAUUGUGACUAAUUUAUAAAAGCUAAUACUUAUGCUAGUAACCGGGUCAUUUCUUAGCAUAUUAGUCUACUCUAGUCAAUUAUUACCUGCCAUAGGACAGUGCUUUAUCUUGUAAAUUGAAAGACCAUAGUGGAACUGUAAUUAUAUGUAGUUGUGAGGUUAAUUUCACUUUAUAAAUUUUGAACAAAUUUUUAAUACACAGAGACUGAGUAUGUUGCAAAAUUUAAAAGGCAGACUGACUCGACUGGAACCUUCCUUGAUUUUUCUUUGAUAUCAAUAUGAAUAUCAUCUAGAAUGCAUUUGCAAAUGUAUCCUUAUAUGUAAACAAAAGAUAAUGAGGCAUUAAUUUUGGGUCUAGAAUUUAAAUAAUAUUGAUGUGAGAAUGCAGAUUAAAUAGGUUGUUAUUGUUUUUCAAAUCUGAACUUAAUUAAAUUGUUAUACAUAUCACAAGAUGUUGUUGUUUGUCAUUACUCAUAUAAAUAUUUUCUCCCAUUCAUAUCUUGUUAACGUAUGUGAAGUACAAUACAUUCUUAUCUAUAUAAUUGAUAACGUAGAUGGGAAACACUAAAAGUGUUCCUGAAGAAUCACAAGGGUGUUACCCAGAAUCAAACCCGGAACCUAAUGAGUGACAAGUCCG
Messenger RNA from Ruditapes philippinarum (Manila clam), 1964 nucleotides. RefSeq names its product putative nuclease HARBI1. The transcript has 4 exons. Bases 95 to 1231 code for a protein of 378 amino acids. NCBI's taxonomy places the organism in Eukaryota, Metazoa, Mollusca, Bivalvia, Venerida, Veneridae. The record is from RefSeq and is a predicted model, not a curated record.